CUACCUACUCACGAAGUAGCUUGUCCUAUGAAGCCAAGAUGCUGUCCUCUUUCGGAUGCAGGUUGUUCUUUUAAGGGAACAGCUGAAGAACUCGAAGAACAUUCAAAAGAUAUUGAAAGUCAUGUUCGCGUGAUAGCAGAAUCUAUGUCUCAGUAUCGAAUCAAUAUAAAGGUGCUUGAAGAUAAAGUAGCGGAGUCAAUCUCGGAAAACUUGAAACUUAAAGAACAGUUGCAGGAUAUUUAUCCAGUAUUAGGUACAGUCAAAAGUUUAGAUAAGGCAGUAACGGCUCUUCAAGAAAAAGUGAAGAAAUUAGAAAUAGCGGAACAAACAGUGGAAGAAAUGAACGAAACCUUGGUCCGGCUCAAAGAGUAUAUGCAGAGAGUGCAACCAGCUGUUGUGCAAGAUCACAAAUCCAAAUCACCACAAGGUAUGAAGUCACCAGAAUCCAAAUCACCACCACGGGGACUCUUUAGCCACAACAGUUCCUUCGAAGACCACAAGACGAAACAUGCUGCACCUCCUACGGAUCUGUGAUAGUAUCCUGUUUGAUGAGAAUCGCCAUAUAAGGCAAAAGACAGAAAACCUCUUGAGGGUUGUGCAGAUUGCCAAUUGCUAUUAACUCAUUUUAAUCUGCUUUGAUUUCGGUGAUCUGGCAGUGAACUUUCUUGAAGGAUUAUUUAAAAAAAUUCUCUUGUACAUAAUACUUUGCUUCUAUCGCAUUUAAAAAUAUUUAAAACUACAAUUUUGAUUGCAAGCUUCAAAAAAUACUUUUGAGGAGAUACUUGGAAAAAUAAAGAACAAUCAGUGAGAGACUUUUACAGUGCCACAAAAAAGCACAAAUAAAUUAAAUUUAUGAAGGUGUCAGACAGGUAAAGCAUAAAUAGCAGAAACUUUGAAAGAAUGGUGAAAACUUUCAUAUUAGCGGCUUACGUCGUCAAAAGGUAUAUAUUCUCAUAAAUAAAUGUAAUAUUUUAUCAA
Stegodyphus dumicola is the source of this 978-nucleotide messenger RNA. RefSeq lists its product as uncharacterized. Gene Ontology annotation, cellular component: plasma membrane signaling receptor complex. Gene Ontology annotation, molecular function: zinc ion binding. The record is from RefSeq and is a predicted model, not a curated record. NCBI's taxonomy places the organism in Eukaryota, Metazoa, Arthropoda, Arachnida, Araneae, Eresidae. Gene Ontology annotation, biological process: regulation of canonical NF-kappaB signal transduction.